AUGACUUCAGCCAGAGACAUGGCUAAAACUGCAGUCAUUCUGUGUGCUGUCUGCAUCUUUGCGGGUUCUGACGGAAAAGCCGUGAUGAAGAGGUCUGUGAGUGAAAUGCAGAUUAUGCACAACUAUGGGGAGCACCUGCAUUCUGCAGACAGGCAAAACUGGCUCCUUGAGAAACUACAGACGGUGCAUCAUGACCCCCAGGCUGCCGAAGCAGCAGCAGUGGAUGCUAAGCCCCGUGAGGUCAGAAGUUGGAGGGUUCUCCCUGAUCACCUGCAAGCAAAGAUGCAGAAGAAACCAAGGGAUUGGAACAAAGGUUACAGGGCUAUCACCUUCAAAACAAAGGCCCAGUGA
Messenger RNA from Hemicordylus capensis (graceful crag lizard), 351 nucleotides. RefSeq names its product parathyroid hormone (gene PTH). Gene Ontology annotation, biological process: cell-cell signaling; intracellular calcium ion homeostasis. Gene Ontology annotation, molecular function: parathyroid hormone receptor binding; hormone activity. NCBI's taxonomy places the organism in Eukaryota, Metazoa, Chordata, Lepidosauria, Squamata, Cordylidae. The transcript is spliced from 2 exons. The record is from RefSeq and is a predicted model, not a curated record. Gene Ontology annotation, cellular component: extracellular region. Bases 1 to 351 code for a protein of 116 amino acids.